AUUAGGCAUUACAGAGCCCCUUGUUAAAGCCUGAGGAAUGCUUCUCGUUCUUUCUUUUUUAAAUACUUGUUUUCCACUUGACCCUCACAUAUGCAAAGCCUGACUUUGUAAUGAAAUGAAUGUAUUUGAUGAUGGAUUGGAGAACUGGAGCUAAAAUUGAAAAGCUGGUUGCAAAGGAAAAGCAGAGGCCUUUUCUCCACCCUGCACAACAACACAAGUUCAGCAGAAUGGAUGAAGACGCAUUUAGAAAUGUCAGCAGAAAGCCAGGCCUGCAAAUAUGGACCAUCAACAACAUGGAGAUGGUGCCUGUUCCAUCUCAAGCCUUUGGCAACUUCUUUGAGGGAGACUGUUACAUUGUUCUUCAUAUAAGCCAGGGCAAGGGGGGUCAGUCAGCUGAUAUCUACUACUGGAUCGGAAAGGAGUCAUCUCAGGAUGAACAAGGUGCAGCCGCCAUCUACGUCACCCAGCUGGAUGAGUAUUUGGGCGGGACUCCGGUUCAGCACAGGGAGGUGCAGGGCAGCGAGUCAUCCCGAUUCAGCAGCCUUUUCAAACAUGGGCUGAUCUACAAGAAGGGAGGCGUGGCCUCAGGCUUUCAGCACGUUGAGACCAAUGUCUAUAACGUUUUGCGGCUUCUGCAUGUCAAAGGAAAGAAGUGUGUCAAGGCCAGAGAGGUGGAAGUGUCAUGGAACAGUUUCAACUCUGGCGACAUAUUUGUGCUGGACAUGGGAAAAAAUAUAGUGCAGUGGAAUGGCCCCCACAGCAACAGAAGAGAGAAACUGAAGGCAGUUUGUUUGACCCAGGACAUUCGCGACAGGGAGAGAGGUGGCCGUGCACAGAUUGGGGUGGUGGAAGGAGGAGACGAGGGGGACACACCAGAACUGAUGAAAAUCAUGACUGCAGUGCUCGGUGAAAAACCCAGGCAGCUGAAGGAGGCCGUUCCUGAUGAAAACGUGGACGAGCAGAGGAUGCAGAACAGCCACAUCAGGCUCUACCAUGUUUUUGAAAAUAACGGGAACUUAGUGGUCCAAGAGGUGGCCACGGAGCCUCUGACACAAGACCUGCUGCGCUCCUCGGACUGUUAUAUUUUGGACUGUGGAGGCUGCAACAUUAUGGUGUGGAAAGGAAAGCAAGCCUCCAGGGAUGAACGGUGCGCCGCUCUGAAGAGAGCCGAGGACUUCAUCAAAGCCAAGAACUACCCACCUAGUACCAAUGUGGAGGUGAUGAGCGAGGGAGGAGAAUCAACAAUGUUCAAGCAUUUGUUCAAAUCCUGGAGAGAUAAAGAUCAAACUCAGGGUCUGGGUACCACCUACAGCGUAGGAAAGAUAGCUAAGGUCAGCCAGGAGACGUUUGAUGUGAAGGAGCUCUAUGCACACCCUGAAAUGGCAGCACGGCAUCGCAUGGUGGACGACGCCUCUGGGAAUGUUCAGGUGUGGCGCAUUGAGAAACUGGAGCUAGCAGAAGUUGAUCCAAAUACUUACGGAGAGUUCUAUGGAGGCGACUGCUACUUGGUGCUCUACGAAUGUCAGAAAUCUUCCCGGCAGCAAUAUGUACUCUACAUGUGGCAGGGACGUCAUGCCACUCAGGAUGAGAUCACAGCUUGUGCCUACCAGGCUGUUAAUGUUGACGAUAAGCAUAACGGUGCUGCGGUCCAGGUCAGGGUCAUCAUGGGAAAGGAGCCUCGUCACUUCCUCGCUAUCUUUAAAGGCAAACUUAUCAUCUAUGAGGGUGGCACAGGCCGACCAGGAGCGGUCAACCCAGCCACCGGUGCGAAACUCUUCCAGGUGAGAGGGACUAACGAGAUGAACACAAAGGCCACUGAGGUGCCAGCAAGAGCAUCGUCUCUAAACACCAAUGACGUGUUCGUCCUGAAGACUGAGCGCACGUGCUUUCUGUGGUAUGGAAAGGGCUGCAGCGGGGAUGAGAGGGUAAUGGGAAAAGCAAUCGCUGAUGUGGUAUCCAAGCAAGACAAGCAUGUGGUGAUGGAGAGCCAGGAGCCAGCUGAAUUCUGGGUAGCGCUGGAUGGAAAGGCGCCCUACGCUAGUGACAAACGACUGGAAAGGGAGGAGCCUCCUCACAGCCCCCGGUUGUUUGAAUGCUCCAAUCAGACAGGCCGGUUUCGGAUGACUGAGGUUGAUGACUUCGCCCAGAGUGACCUUGAUGAGGAGGAUGUUAUGCUGCUGGACACCUGGGAGGAGAUUUUCUUGUGGAUUGGAAACUCAGCCAAUGAAUAUGAGAAAAAGGAGACAUGGAACAGCACAAAGGAAUACCUGAGAACCCACCCUGCAGGCCGGGACCCUGACACGCCCAUCAUCAUUGUCAAGCAAGGCUGUGAGCCGCUCACGUUCACUGGCUGGUUCAAUGCGUGGGAUCCUCAUAAGUGGAGAGGAGGCAACUCCUAUGAGGAGUUGAAAAAAAAGCUGCGUGAACAAGCAUCUCUGUCACAGAUAACUGUAGAUAUGAGUAACACUAACAUGGGUCCGGCCGGGUCAGGCGGGGGUGCUUACAGAGCUCCAGGAGGACCUGGGAGCAGCCUUCCAGUUUAUCGAUCACAUGGAGGCACUCCCACCAGCCCUUCCAGUCACCGCGUUCCACCACCUCUCUCUCCAUCGGCUAGUGGCUCCGGGCAGUACUUGGAUCCAGAACUGCUCAUCAACAAGCAGGUGGACGAGCUGCCUGAAGGAGUGGACCCCAGCCGCAAGGAGGACUAUUUGUCUGAUGUGGACUUUGAGAGCCUGCUCGGCACCAGCCGCUCCGACUUCGACCGCCUGCCAGUGUGGAGGCAAAAGGACUUAAAAAAGAAAGCAGGAAUUUUCUGAGAAGCCAGAAAAAUCAGGAAUACUCUGUAAAACAACAUUGUCAAAUCCAGUAUGACUCAGUUUUGUUAUUGAUGAGGUUUGCAGAACCAGGACAUUUAAUUAUUUAAAAACUGCAAUGAGUUUUCAAAAUUGGCUGGAAUUAUUAGAGCUUGUGCAUUGCUACAUUAUUUUGUUAAAAAAAAUCACUAAUUUCAUAAACAUUACACUAAUUUAUACUGAGAAUAUUUGUGAUCGUAUUCACCUAACUGGUAUUUGCCUCAUUUAAAAUAAGAAUAAACACAGAGAAUCAUACACUGUGGA
Messenger RNA from Thalassophryne amazonica, 3116 nucleotides. RefSeq names its product villin-like (gene vill). Gene Ontology annotation, cellular component: cytoplasm; actin cytoskeleton. Gene Ontology annotation, molecular function: actin filament binding; phosphatidylinositol-4,5-bisphosphate binding. The transcript is spliced from 21 exons. The record is from RefSeq and is a predicted model, not a curated record. Gene Ontology annotation, biological process: barbed-end actin filament capping; actin polymerization or depolymerization; actin filament severing. Bases 120 to 2816 code for a protein of 898 amino acids. Lineage: Eukaryota; Metazoa; Chordata; Actinopteri; Batrachoidiformes; Batrachoididae.